AUGAUGAAGUCGACGAAUCUUAAAGGCACAGACGAUGGAAUGGAGCUUGCCGCACUACACUGCUGGGGAUAUUCAUCUCAGCGUGACAGUCGUCUCACCGAUGUUCAGUAUCAAAAUGACCUGAUAAGGUUCUGUAACAAUCGUUGUGAGACUGAUUGGAUCUCCUUGUGUAAAUCGUGUCAAGUAAUUCGGUUUGGCAAAGACCGAAAAUUACCAAAAUCAACUUAUCUUUUGGAGUUCCGGGUAAAGCCGUGCGAACAGUUCAAACAACAUCAAUGUCAACAGCAUCGCCCUUAUACUUGUUUUAAUUAUCACUUUGCAAAUCAGAGGAGAAGACGACCAGUUCGUAGAGAAGACGGCACUUUUAAUUAUUCAGCUGGUGUAUAUUGCGAUAAAUACGAUGAAAAUACUGGAGAUUGUCCCGAUGGUGACAGUUGCGAGUUCUUGCAUCGAGUUGCUGGAGAUGUGGAACGGAAGUAUCAUCCUCGGUAUUACAAAACAGCAUUAUGUGUGCACCCAACAGAUGCCCGGGGGCUUUGUUCAAAGAACGGAGCUCACUGCGCUUUUGCCCAUAGUACUCAGGACCUAAGACAGCCUUUACAUGACGCGUUAGAGUCUUAUGAUGGGUCACUACUGGAUUCAGAGAAUCGUGACAAAACAAGCUUCGUCAUCGAAGAUCCUAUUUGGAAUGAUCAAAUGCACGUCCUUUCCUGUUACAAAACGGAGCAGUGUCGGAAACCUGCACGACUCUGCCGUCAGGGCUAUGCUUGUCCAUUCUAUCACAGUUCCAAGGACAGGAGAAGGCCGCCAGCUUUGUAUAAAUACAGAUCUACUCCUUGCCCAGCAGCAAAAUCGGGUGAUGAGUGGUUAGAACCAGAGCAGUGUGAAAAUGGUUCUGAAUGUGGUUACUGCCAUACCCGAACUGAACAACAGUUCCAUCCGGAUAUCUAUAAGUCAACGAAAUGUAAUAAUAUGUUAGAACACGGCUAUUGUCCUCGAGGGGUUUUUUGUGCAUUUGCUCAUCACGAUUCGGAGCUUGAUGUCCAACGCGUUCCGUACUAUAAGUCUGCUGGAACAACUUCAAAUGCCCCGGCACCGAUCGUUCCUGAAAAUACCACUGCAAGUGCUCCCUCACCAGUCUCACACACAGAUUCUAACAACACAAGUAUUUCAACACAUUUCACUUCAGGAACGACGCCUACUUAUUCGGCUGUUUUAAAACACCGACAAUCACAGACCAAAAAUACUUCGGAAGAUUCACAAAACCAGAACAGUUAUUUUAAAGCUCCGGGCUACGAAAGGGCUCAAAUGUCGCCUCAACGCAACAACGAUGCAGCUGCCGGUCGUAUGCGAACCUCCUCCCUUACAAUGGGACCACUAGAUUUAGGAUUUUCCGUUAGUGGUGACAGUCUGGUUUCAUCGUUACCCUCAUACUCUGCUUUCAAUAAUUUACCAAGGACUGUCGGCGAAAAUUCUUUGCGGGUCCUUCCAAACGCUAUAGACGAAAUUCCUCUUGAUGAAAUCUCUAAUUCGGCUUUGUCACCAAUAACUGAAGUUAAAGAAAAUAAGCUGUUAGGAGACGUCUUUUCAACUAGCGGAUUUCCUUCUGCAACAUCACCGUUACAAAUUCCCGGUCCGAGUUCGCCUUUCGGGCCUUCUUCGUUGACAUCAGUUGGUGAUUCUUUGUUUGCACAUCACAAAAUUAGCAACGAUUCUGCCGUUUCGAUUGGUGAUUAUGUUGGAUCUGCAAGCUCGCUAUCGCUUUUUCAAGAAAAUCCCGUCAGUGACUUUUCGUCUUUGCCAAGCGAACUCUUAUCAAGGGAAGAGCUACAAGAACAGUUACGGAAAAAGAGUGAGGAAUUAAUUGUACACCAUCAAAAAUUGACGAUUUGGGAGGAAGGCUUGAAAAAAGCUCGCCAAGCCUGUGAAGUUUGGAGGAAAAACGCCGAAUAUUUUCGACAACUUGCAGAGAACGCAGAAAAGGAAAAAUUAAGAGCUAUUAUGGAAAAAGAUGAGGCUUUGAGAGAAGUGGAAAAACUGAGACGCGAAAUUUUGUCUAAGGGUGGCGAUAACCAGUUGCCGCUUGAGAUAUCGACAUUUACUUCAUAUAAUUCAUUUGCUUCGUAUUCUCCUUUGGAAAAUGCUGAUCAAACUGUGGACGGUCCAGUAUGUGCACGUUGUGGCAGAGGGAAACGUUCAGAUGCUAGGAACCCGCCUUGUCCGCUGUGUUGUAGCUAA
This is a messenger RNA of Enterobius vermicularis (human pinworm), 2238 nucleotides long. NCBI's taxonomy places the organism in Eukaryota, Metazoa, Nematoda, Chromadorea, Rhabditida, Oxyuridae. The record is from the annotation of a GenBank genome assembly.